CCACCUUCUCUACCCACCAACACCAAACCCACUCACCAAAAUGAAAACCGAAGACAACCCCUCCAGCUUCUCACCCAUCUACCCCAGCGCCAUGAGCCUCGUCUCCAACCCUUAUUCCUCCCCCACUACCACCACCAACACCAAACCCACUCGAACCAUCAAAAAACGCUCCGCCUCUCCAACCCCCCUCAUCUCCCCAACUCGGGCCCCAAAACGCCUCACCACAACCACAACAACCCCCACCUCACCAACCACGCAAACAAAAACCCACCUCCUCACAACCCUCAAAUCCCUAAUCACCGAACUCGAACUCGAAUCUACCCCCACCUCCACCACCAACCAACAACCCCCCUGGACAACCACAGCCAUAACCCUCCUCCAACACGCCGAAAAAGCCACCGACGCGCACCUCAUUUCAACCAUGGAACUAGCCCUCGAGGUCCAGAAGCUACGCACCCAGGCCAUGGAGAUGAAUGCGGAGGUGAAGGCGCUGGGACGACGGAUGGUGGGGUUGGUGAGGGGGUGUGUGGAACUCGAGAGUAGGGUUUGGGAUCAGGUGGAGAGGGAUCCGGGGGGAGGGGUGAGGGAGGUGGUGAGGGGGUUGGUUAGGGAGGGGGUUAUGGAUCAGUUGAAUGGGAAUGUGAAUGUGAAUGGGGUGGGGGGUUGGAUGGGGAGGUGA
This is a messenger RNA of Aspergillus sclerotioniger CBS 115572, 679 nucleotides long. RefSeq lists its product as uncharacterized. NCBI's taxonomy places the organism in Eukaryota, Fungi, Ascomycota, Eurotiomycetes, Eurotiales, Aspergillaceae. The transcript has a single exon. The record is from RefSeq and is a predicted model, not a curated record. Bases 41 to 679 code for a protein of 212 amino acids.